Klebsormidium nitens is the source of this 2953-nucleotide messenger RNA. The record is from the annotation of a GenBank genome assembly. NCBI's taxonomy places the organism in Eukaryota, Viridiplantae, Streptophyta, Klebsormidiophyceae, Klebsormidiales, Klebsormidiaceae.
GGUUAUACGUGGACGUGGUCAAAGCGCUGUGGUCCUGCAUGGGACAGUGCCAGUGGACUGUGACAUGCUCUGGACAGAUGGUGCUCUGUGGAGGCUGAGCUGGAGGCUGGAGCGCAGGAUUGUUCUUGUCAGGCCAGGGCUGGUCUCUGCUACGUUUCCCAUCCUUCGAGGGAUGUGAAGAUUGGUAGGUUCAGGGCGUCGGUGCUGUCUCGACUUUGGUGGCAAAAACGUUACGGAAAAGCACCAGCUGAGAAAAGGCUUUAGGCGGGCAGCCGGCGUGGGCGAGAAGCCCUAUUUUAUGUGGCGCUGUGUACCUUCUGCUUCUUUUUGAAAUUAGAUCGUGCAAUUCGUGACAGUAUUGAAUUCUCCAUCAGACAAUUUGACAGCCCUUGGGCAUCUUCAUGUUAGGGUGGGGAUGGCUUGGGAAGUCCCGUCCACUGAAGUUGCGCUUCCAAGCCCCGACCUGCUGCAAUCUGCAUACGAGUCGGUCAGGCCACAUUUAAAACCUGAGGACGUUCCUGCUGCAUUGACAAGGGAUAUUGGCCCAGGUGUGUGCGUCAGCAGUGCUGAGGGACUCCCCCGACUGCCUUCCUGCAACGCAAUCAGUGAACCAUGCACAGCAAGCUACUCCCCUUGCUCAAAGAUGGAUGAGUGCAGCACUUUGACAAGUGAUGCAUGUGGGGUUGGAGGUCAUGGCCAAGAUCCAGGUCUUGCAGUACAGCAAGCACCGCGCGAAACUGGAGGGAAGAGUCCAGAACAGCAAAAGGGCGGUGUGUUACAGAGAAGGAAGCAGAGCAGACUUGGUGGUGGUGGCGGCUUGAGAAAGACUGGUGUCGACAUCGAGCACCGCCACGAGCGCGUCAUCCAACACCGUGACCGCUCCACUACCUACACACUGGGGGGCCCCCGCUGCUCACGCACCGACGGCAAGCAUUGGCAAUGCAAGCGCGAGGCGCUCCCAGACCAGAAGUACUGUGAGAAGCAUCUGCACAGGGGACUGCUCCGCUCCCGUAAGCGCAAGCGGGAGGACAACUUUCAGGACUUGGAGGGGGAGCGUCUCUUCCAGGGGUGGCAGAGGGCAAAGCCAAAGCCGCAGCUGUGGCCGUGGUUGUGCCAGCCCCCCCCUGAAGUGGACCAGAGCCCCGCCGCAAGCCAGAGCGGGCUCCCGAGCCAGGCCCUGUUUCCGAUAUCGUCGCUCCAGGUCCCCCUUCCCGCUGACUCCCCCUGGCUGGCAGCAGGGCCUCAGGCUGCGCUGAGGCAAUGGACCCCUGCGCAAGAACAGAUUCUCAAGGCAACCCUCUCUGAACUCGGCCUCGACGAGAAGAAUGCCCGCCUAGGAAGCAGCAGCGCCAUUGCGGAGCUCAGAGCACAAUCGCUGCAGUUUGAGGGAUCCCCUUGGGCGGAGCUGCCAUACAACCCAACCGGCCACCCAAGGCCUCUGCACACUCUCCCAAGAACCCCCAACGUCCUGCGAGUGGGCCAAGAUCAGGCGGUGCUCCCGCCCUCCGCUCAAUGUGCCCCGGAACGAGACGGCAGUUUCACGGUGGCCAUUCCUCUAGCCACCUUGGCCAGCGUAGGGGUUGGUGUGAACGCGGGCGGCCUCAUUAGCACCUGGGGCUGCGCGGUACCAAUCUGCCUCAUCUUAGGAGGGACUGCGGAGGCAGUGAAGCUGGAGGCUCUCAGGAAGGACGGAGAUACGGUCUUCUUCAAGGGGCGUCCCCGGGCGAGCUUUGAGCUGGCUAAUAGGGAGGGAGAAGGGAGGACGUUGACCCCCGCAAACCUUGGGGGGCCAGGACUCGGAAGCGCCGCACCUGGAAAGCGUGGCGCUGUCAUUCCCUGGGACGGAGAAGCUUUCGCUGAGGAGCCGGCUCGUGAGAAUGCUGCAAAGGGCCUGAAUCUCGACCUGAACCUGCACGCGGCAGCUAUGGAGACCGGGGGUACUGCAGGCCCCCAAUCGGAAGCCCCCCUUUGGAAGGUCCCUGCCCCGCUAGUUCAUGAGAAGCCGCCUCUUAGCCCUUUGAAAGGGGGCAGCAGCCCCGGAUGGGCCCCUCAGGAGAGCUGGGGCCACUUUCUCCAAAGGCUCGACGCCAGGCCCGAGGUGCGGCCGGCAAACGACUUGGGCGCAGAUUCCGGCCCAGGGUUGCUGCACCGACUUCGGUGGGAAUCAGGGGAACAGGACAGAAGCCGAGGCGCCCCUCCAGUGCCUGCAAAUGUCGGUGGGGCCGGGCUCCGAAGGACGGUCAGCUUGAAGAUGGAGAAGCCCGAUCGUGGCUUUUUGCUGCAGCGCAUCGCCUCGCUGCCGGUGGGGUUUGAUUACGCCCCCUCGCCCCCCAAGCCGAGCCAAAAGCUUCUAAGCAAAUUGAAGAAGGGUCCAGGAGCUGGCGCGGAGGGCACAAUUGCUCUCGGGGGGCUGAACCUGGGCGCCGUGGGAGACGUCCUAGCGGGGAACGUUGCGAGCGUGAUUCUGCAGACCCCCCAGGGCGUGUUUCUUGGUGGGGGAGGAAAACUGGACGAGAUCGAGAAGGAGGACUCGUGCGACACGAAGCUGGCCAACCGCGACAAGCCACGUGCCUUGAGUGACGGGCAGGGGUCGCAGUCCGGAACUGGGGGCGACUCCAUGGAUGACGCAUUGAGCCCCCCGAAGAGCCGCAAGAGGGCCAGAGAGGAGGUUCUGCAGGGAUCAACGGUAUGCAACUUCUAUUGGCGCCCCAUGCGGGGGCCAGGUUGCUUCCAUUCGCCAGCAGCGACCUGGAGGAGCCGUUUACCCUGUGGAAAGGAGGGGGAGCGAGAGCAUUGUUUGAGGCCGCGCGUGGCAGUGAGCUUACUGCCAAGGAUCUCAUCGGACCCAUCAAGAGCAGCCCGAGGGCCAGGGGGUCGGUGUGGGGGCCGCUGGGGCGGGAUAGUCGAGUGCUGUAAAUCUGAGGAGACAUCAUGGCGGGCAAUCAUUUAUUAA